AUGAGCGAUAGCAACGAUUUAGGUGACAGUAACGAAAAUUCAAAUUUAAUCCAGGAAUUCUCGGAGCAAUUAAAAAAGCUCAAAGAAUUAAAUGACAGUUUAAAAGAUAAGAAUAUACAGUUAAUACAACAACAAGAAAUAUCAGAGAAUAAAAUUGAAGCAUAUAAAAGAGAACUUGAAUUAAAGAAUGAACAAAUAAAUAAUUUAGAUAACAGAUUACAAAAUAUAGAAGAGGAAUUAAAUGACUCAAAGAUAUUAAAUGAUGAAUUAAUAAAUUGGAAAGAAACUCAUAAAGUUACCGAUGAAGAAUAUAUUAGAGCAAUUAAAAUUAAAGAUGAUAAUAUAGGUGCACUUUCAAUACAGUUAGAACAUUCAAUGAAUAAAAAUGCGUAUGUAUUUGGACCCAUAAAACUUUUAAUUAUAGUACAGUAA
Dictyostelium purpureum is the source of this 432-nucleotide messenger RNA. RefSeq lists its product as uncharacterized. The coding region runs from base 1 to 432 and encodes 143 amino acids. The record is from RefSeq and is a predicted model, not a curated record. NCBI's taxonomy places the organism in Eukaryota, Evosea, Eumycetozoa, Dictyosteliales, Dictyosteliaceae. The transcript has 2 exons.